Messenger RNA from Eruca vesicaria subsp. sativa (arugula), 1025 nucleotides. The record is from the annotation of a GenBank genome assembly. NCBI's taxonomy places the organism in Eukaryota, Viridiplantae, Streptophyta, Magnoliopsida, Brassicales, Brassicaceae.
GUCAAAUCGCAGUGAAGAGAAGGAAGAAGACCCUAAAAUCGAAUCUGGGAAGAUUCCCUCAUCAAUGGCUUCGAUGCUGGCUCGUAGGUCGCUGAAUACUCUCCGUGCUCGACAUCUCGUUUUGUCAGGGAAAGCUUUGGAGGGAUCUCAUCUUUCUGGAUUGCAGUCCCGUGCUAUUUCUUAUGGCUCCAAGAAAGAUGAUGAAGAAGAGGAGCAACUUGCUAAGGAAAUCUCCAAGGACUGGAAUACUGUAUUUGAACGGAGCAUAAACACUCUGUUUCUUACUGAAAUGGUCCGUGGUUUGUCCUUGACCCUCAAGUACUUCUUUGAUCCCAAAGUUACUAUCAAUUAUCCAUUUGAGAAGGGUCCAUUGAGCCCUCGCUUCCGUGGUGAACAUGCUCUUCGACGGUAUCCUACUGGGGAGGAACGCUGCAUUGCCUGCAAACUCUGUGAAGCUGUGUGUCCAGCUCAAGCAAUUACAAUAGAAGCAGAAGAGCGAGAAGAUGGAAGCCGAAGAACCACUAGGUACGACAUCGACAUGACAAAAUGCAUUUACUGUGGUUUCUGUCAAGAAGCUUGCCCCGUUGAUGCAAUUGUCGAAGGACCUAACUUUGAAUUCGCAACCGAGACACACGAGGAGCUUCUGUAUGACAAAGAAAAGCUGCUUGAGAAUGGAGAUCGAUGGGAGACCGAGAUUGCUGAGAACCUGAAAUCAGAGAGUCUCUACCGUUGAGAGCAGUCUUUGCUUCAAGUUAUUUCCGGGGAAAACGUUUUUCAUUGCUUGUGUUAGAAAUAAAAGACGAGUGCUAUAUGCGUUUGAAAACUUAAACUUUUGUUGUAUACCAGCUUUGUGGCUGUGUGUAAUUGAAUUUUUUUUUGUAAACAACUUUGAUUUCGGUUCAUAAAUUCCGGUUUAAGUACGAUUGUUUUGGUUUGGAAUCAGAACAUUUAUUUAGACCGGACGGAUAAGAACAUAUGCAUUUUCAUUUUUUUACGCCUUGUUGUUGCGCCAAUUAUCGCAUUCA